GUUAUGAUAGCAUCGUUGAGCCAGUAGGGUCCGUCAAGUAGUUCAACAUCCGAUUCUCGAAGAAGAACGUCGUGGUAACUGAGAAUCUUCUCACCAAACGACGCCAUUGACAGCUUGUUUGUAUACUACUGAAACGUGGCGCCCUCCUUCAAAAGUGUCGCGCGAAAGAAAAUUUACAGAAUCAUCGCAACCGCGAUCGUAACCAUGGGCAGUCAGCGUUGGGCCGGUAUCGAACUCUCGAACCUUUUUGCAGUUGCUGUGUAAUUCAGUGCUUGUAGAAGGUGGUUCACUCGAAAUUCAGCAGCAUGGGCUUCUACUCAAGUUGAAUACAGCGUGCUUCAACAAGUGUUGCGGCAACAGCACCUUGUAUGUUACGUUUUGUACUGGGGAACCGUGCUCUUGGUUAGACUGCUCCGUCAAGUCGGAAAUACUUUUGCGCCAAUAUGCAACCGACAGGUAAACCAGGAGCAGACGGCGGCCAGACUAUGGAAGUGCAGCGACAAGAAGGCAUAUUGGACACUAUGGUUGUUGUCUGUAACCGUUUGUAUCACUGGGGGCCCCUGACCGCACUUUUCAUAGUUUUUUUCAUUUUUCUGACGUCUCUGCACGUGACUUCGAUGUGGUGGUCGCCGUAUAAAUACACCGGAGGAGCGAUCAACUACGUUGUCUUCCUCACCUGGGUCUUCUUGCUGGUACUGAACUUCAUGAAGGCAUUGGGAGUUGGACCGGGUUUCGUUCCUCGCCAUUGGAGACCCGCAACUGCGGAGGAGGAGCAGUUUCUGCAGUAUUGCGCUCUCUGCGAUGGUUUCAAGGCUCCACGAUCUCAUCAUUGUCGCAAAUGCGGAAGGUGCGUAUUUAAGAUGGAUCACCACUGUCCGUGGAUCAACACCUGCUGUGGCCAUAGGAACCAAGCCAGUUUUACAUUGUUUUUGUUCUUCUGUGUGUGUGGGAGUAUCCAUGCAGCUGUCUUACUGACAAUGGGGCUGUACAAGGCAUACCACAAGAAGUACUACAUCCAGAAGAAGCAGAUGGACGACCUUGUCCAUUUAAGAUUCUUUCCUCUCUUGGCCACUGUACUUAGCCUCGGCCUUUCCAUUGGGGUUAUCGUUGCCCUCACUGGACUGCUCUACAUUCAGAUUAAGAUAAUCAUCAGAAAUGAAACCACAAUUGAGAACUGGAUAGUGACCAAAGCGCACAUGCGAGAAAGGGAGCUUGGAGAUGAGUUUGUCUACCCAUAUGAUAUUGGGGUAGCGGAAAACAUCAAGCAAGUGUUUUUAAAGAAGCUUGGUGAUGGUAUCAACUGGCCCAUUGUAGCUGGUACCAACCAGUACACGCUCACAGUGGAGCAGAUCAUGCAAAAAGCGGACAAACGUCUGCGCACACGUUUGUACAGUGUAAUUAAUCCCUACAAUGGUUCCUGCUUCCCACUCACGCAAGGCUGUUGUGUGUGCUUGUCGGCUCCACUUAGUGACGAGCCACGUGUGAAAAUUAGCCCUGGAGACCAGGUCCUUGUCAGCAGAUGGAAAACGCACUGGCUAUACGGAGAAGUGGAAGCAAGAUAUGGGAAGAAAAAGAAACGCAAGGGAUGGUUCCCGCGGAAAUGUGUCGUAGAAGUCAGCACAGGAGCUUUCAGCAAAGGUUUCACGGACGACACCAACGACAGCUCAAAGAAAUACCGAUGAGGCAACUUUCUGGGAAACUGCCUGCACUUUACACAGUGUGGUUUCACAGCAUUCCAGCACCUCUCAGAGACUGGCUCUGUACACAACAUUCUCACAUCGGUGUAAAUAUAACUUAAUGGAGGACUGUU
This is a messenger RNA of Ornithodoros turicata, 1810 nucleotides long. Its product is annotated as palmitoyltransferase ZDHHC6-like. The transcript has 8 exons. Gene Ontology annotation, biological process: protein palmitoylation. Gene Ontology annotation, cellular component: Golgi apparatus. Bases 444 to 1682 code for a protein of 412 amino acids. The record is from RefSeq and is a predicted model, not a curated record. Lineage: Eukaryota; Metazoa; Arthropoda; Arachnida; Ixodida; Argasidae. Gene Ontology annotation, molecular function: protein binding; palmitoyltransferase activity.